UUAUACUAGUUGUAUCACCCGACUUUGUCUGGGAAAAAUUGAAUCCACCUAAAAUGCGGUGCUACGUAUAUUGGCGUAUUUCGAUAAUAGAUAUCAUAAAGUCGUAAAAAAAUACAUUUCAACUAGGUACUUGUUAUUGUACUGAAAAAAAUGAAACUAAAUUUUUUCGAUAACCCAAUUUAUAUAAUCAGGUAAAUAUUUAGCUUUAUAAAAAUCGGUGUUUUUCAUACAAAUCUGAUGCAUUAAAUUUUUAAACUAUGUAUGUAUCAAAAUUUAUAUUAAUUUAUAGUUUAUAACAGGGUCUGGAACCGAACCUAAAAGAACCGGCUCUGGAACCAGAUCCUUUAAUAUAUUAAGAACCGGAACCGGAACCGAAACCUUUAUUUUAAUAAAUAAAUACCGGAACCAAACUGUAAUUUUUUUAAUUAAAUAGGUUUUUUAGGUUCAAAAAUAAAAUAAUUGUAUUUAUCAUAAUUUAAUGGUAUUUAAUGGUAUAAACUAUGUAUGAUUAUAUGAGUUUUCAAAUAAUUCUCAUACUAUUAAUUAAACCCGCAUUCCGGAUAGGUAUUUAAAAUUAUUAUACUUUUCGUAUUCUAAAUUAUCUAGAACCAGUACCGAAAUUAUUUGGAACCGAUACCUUUAUUUGAUAUCAUAAUCGAACCGGAACAGUUAUUUUAUUUUUGGAGGACCAGUACCGAACCGAUACCGAUAAAUUCAAAAGGUUCCAGUCCCUGGAUUAUUAUUUCAUUAUUUACGACCUAGUGCGUAAACGAUUGUUUGUAGUAUGUAUUUCUCUCAAACAUACACAAACACGUUAUUUUAUGGGUAUGUGGGCUGGUGGGGGAGUGCCAAAUAGUGCGCGCCGGUGGGGCCGCUUCUAUGCACUAGGUGGUGGAAACGACUGCACGACCUGCACCACUGUUACAAGAGCGAACAAUAAGGCCUAUGAAAUACCUCGUGGAGGGUGUAAAGUGUAUCAGAGACCGCCGACCAGUGUGCAUUCCGUUUUCAUUUUUGUUCCAGUUCACCAGUGUAUCUGUCUUCAUGUAAGACGUUUCUUUCGCAUAUCCAGAUAUUUUUAUUUUAUUUACACCAUUUGUUUGCCAUACAUUUUCUUCGUUUUCUCUAAUGAUCUGCAUUUAUAAAAUCGUUAUGGCGUCGACGCUUAUAUUAAUAAUAUCAACUAUCACCAUCGUUUCUAUUACCGGCCGCGAUGCAGUUGACUUAGAUACCGAUAAGAAAUUGGUAGAAAUGGAAGGUUGCCCUUACCUAGAAAAUGGUGAGCAUGCAGUUACUGUUAAGGGUUCAGUUUCAGCGCUGAUCAGUGGGUGUGGCCACAUAAACUACAAUUCUAGUGACGUAAAGCCACAAACAUAUAGCUUGUGGUUCGAAAAUAAGCAUCAUGUUGGGCCACAUUGUACUGAACAUGGUAGAGAAUAUUUUCAUUUUUACUGUAUAUCAAAACCUCCCUCACCGUCGGCAGACAUCAAAAAGGGACGUAUGUUUAUAAGCAAAGUAUGGCCAUACGAUGAAGGUGCCAUAAAUACGGAAAGUCACAGAUGUGCCUUGUAUGAGAAGAUCGACGAUUACAACCCGACGCUCCGAAUGGCUAUUGGCAAAGGCUCUUCGUGCGACGGUUUAUCAGAUAUGCUGCAUCACCCGGAGGUGAUUCCUUGGAACAUCAAUGGGAACCUGUUGAUAGUAAUUAACACGAACAGAUCCGUCACAACCACUGCAACAUCUACCAAGUCAAUGCCAUCGAUAUCCAAGCGGUACGAGGGACGGGGGUACAUUCCACAGAAUUUUGGGAACCGAUCAAACUCAUUUCACAGGAAGAUACGCGAAACUAAAGACGAUGACAAAAUAACACGACAUGCCGUACAAAUGACAAGUGAUGGAGAUGACAGACAUGGUGCAGUUACGGACCUCGCCAGUUAUAAUGAUUUGCGCUCCAAGGCAAAUGUUAUUCCAACAUCAAAACCUGAUGUUAUAGUGUUAGCAGGUUCAAAUCCUUUUGCCCUGCUUCUUGCAAAUCGUGUGCAUAAUAAUCAAACAGGUUCUAUAAAACCACUUGGCCUAUGGGACACGAUUGUGAAAAUAUUUAAUAAUUAAUUACUUAUAUCAUUCGAAGUAUUCAAUGCAAAUUUGCAUACUAUUUUAUAUUAUUUAUUUUUAUAAUAUAUGUAUUUAUAUGUUUCUAAAUUAAACAAUAAAGACUCUCGGAA
This is a messenger RNA of Metopolophium dirhodum (rose-grain aphid), 2225 nucleotides long. RefSeq lists its product as uncharacterized. The transcript has 5 exons. Lineage: Eukaryota; Metazoa; Arthropoda; Insecta; Hemiptera; Aphididae. The record is from RefSeq and is a predicted model, not a curated record. The coding region runs from base 1129 to 2112 and encodes 327 amino acids.